CUGGAGCUGCCUGGGGGACGGGGACCGUUUCCAAUCUAACUGGUACCUCCCCCGACGUUUAGAAGGGUGCUCGCCCGUGCUGAGCUCUUAACGAGGAGCCGGGGGGAGCGGGAGCAGGGUCGCGGGGUCAGGGUAGAGGUGUCGGUGGCCUCCCUUUCCCUUCCUGUGGAAGGUGUCUUAGAGAACGGCAGCACCCGCACCAGUAGUAACAGCCGCCUCCCGGACGGACGGGACCAGCCCCGGAGUCCCCCCCGAAUCCCUCCCAGCCCCGCCGCGGCCUCUAGGCCGGAGUCGGAUGCCAGCCAUGGACCCGUGGGACCUGGAACACGUGCUCAUGGAAGACCUGGGAUUCCUGGAGAACGUGAGCCUCCCCUACAACGACACGGACCCGGUGACCUCGACGUGCUGCCCCACCCCGCCCUGCAGCCCGGAGCUGAGCCGCGCGGUGGACCGGACCCUGCUCCCGGCCGCCUACGGCCUCCUCUUCCUCUUGGGCCUGCUGGGCAACGGGGCGGUGGCGGCGGUGCUGCUGGGCCGCCGGGGGCCGCCCCUGGGGGGCACGGACACCUUCCUCCUGCACCUGGUGGCGGCCGACGCCCUGCUGGUCCUCACGCUCCCGCUCUGGGCGGUGGAGGCCGCCCGCGGCUGGCUCUUCGGGGCGGCCCUCUGCAAGCUGGCCGGGGCCCUCUUCAGCGUCAACUUCUACGCCGGCGCCUUCCUGCUGGCCUGCAUCGGCUUCGACCGCUACCUGGGCGUGGUGCGCGCCCCCCGGCUGUACCGGCGGGGGCCCCGGGGCCGGGCGCUCCGGACGUGCUGGGCCGUCUGGGGCCUGUCGGCCCUCCUGGCCCUCCCGGACCUGCUCUUCCUGUCGGCCCGGGCCGAGCCGCGCCUCAACGCCACCCGCUGCCUGCACCUCUUCCCCCCGGCCGGGCGGACGGCCCUGCAGCUGCUGCAGUUCGGGGCCGGCUUCCUGCUGCCGCUGCUGGUCAUGGGCUUCUGCUACGCCCGCAUCCUGGCCGUCCUGCUGGGCUCCCGGGGCCGGGGCCGGCGGCGGCGGCGGGCCACGCGGCUGGUGGUGGCCGUGGUGGCCGUCUUCGCGCUCUGCUGGACCCCGUACCACCUGGUGGUCCUGGCCGACGCCCUGGUGGACCUGGGCGCCCUGGCGCGCGACUGCGAGCGGGAGGCCCGGCUGGACGCCGCCCGGUCCGUGGCCUCGGGCCUGGGCUACGCCCACAGCUGCCUCAACCCGCUGCUCUACGCCUUCGUGGGCGACAAGUUCCGGGCCCGCCUGCGUCUGCUCUUGGCCCGCUGGGGCUGCCCGGGGGAGGGGUGGGGGUGUGGCCCCGCCAGCUCCCGCACCGACUCCUCCCGCUCCGAGCCCACCGAGGCCACCUACUCCCUGCACCCCCCCCGCGGCUGCCGCCCCCUCCCCCUCGGCCCGCCGGCCCGUCCCCCGCGCCCGGGACUCCCUUGGGCCGGACAGACCGCC
Molecule: messenger RNA, 1489 nt
Organism: Ornithorhynchus anatinus (platypus)
Lineage: Eukaryota; Metazoa; Chordata; Mammalia; Monotremata; Ornithorhynchidae
Gene: CXCR3
Product: C-X-C motif chemokine receptor 3
Exons: 2
Biological process (GO): chemotaxis; regulation of leukocyte migration; immune response
Cellular component (GO): membrane
Molecular function (GO): C-X-C chemokine receptor activity
Source: RefSeq, a predicted model, not a curated record